AUGGCAGCGCCAGUGGAGAGCACCGAAGGGCAAGGAGCCGACAACUUGACGGAUCAGGAGGCGACGCAAUAUGACCGACAGAUCCGCCUUUGGGGCCUUGAAGCCCAGUAUCGGAUCCGCAAAACUCGCAUCCUGAUGCACGGUGCCCGCGGCCUCGCCAUCGAGGCAAGCCAUGCCGAGUCCUUCGCUUUUAAAUGUACGGCUAAAAAUCUCGUGUUGGGCGGCGUGUGCGAGCUGCAUCUCGCCGACCCCGAGGUCACAGUCGAAGAUGAUCUAGGCGCACAGUUCUUUCUGACCCUGGAUGACUUGGGAAAGAACCGGGCUUCGGCAAGCGUUGAACGUCUGCAACAACUCAACCCCAUGGUCAACGUCAAAGCCAGUGCGACCAGCCUAGAGCAACUGGAUGCUGCCUUCCUCGGCCAGUUUGACGUUGUUUGCCUGACCGAUGCCUCCUUGGCUCAGGCGGUGCGCAUUGACGAUAUUUGCCGUCAACUCAACAUUCGAUUCUUCUGCGGUCGCGUUUAUGGUUUUUACGGCUAUUUCUUCAGCAAUCAACACACGCACGACUAUAUCCUAAAACUUCCACAAAGUGACGGCACCGAAGCCGCCAAGCAGGUGAAGAAGCAAAAGUGCUUUCCCACUUUGCGCAGUGCCCUCGAGCAUUCCUUGCAGGGGGUCAAGAAGCGUCGUUGCCCGCGCAUGUAUCCAGCGCUGCUCACCCUGGAAGCAGCCAUCGCUUCAGGCAAAGCGCCAGAGAGCAUUUUGCCAAAAAUUAUGACUGAGCAUCAUGUUGCACCCGAGGUGGUGACCCCAAACUUUGUCAAUGCCAUGUAUCAAGGAUGGCGCACGGAAAUGGUGUCCACCAGCGCCAUCGUGGGCGGCAUGCUGGGAAGUGAGAUUAUCAAAGCCAUCUCGAACGUGGACGAACCAAUAUACAACACAUUCUUUUGGGACGCCGACGAGAGUAGUGGUUCAGUUGAGCUCUUGGGCCAAACGGCUUCGGACACGAAGCAGAGCAGUGACCCAGUGACUCCCGCUGAGGCGGCCGUGCCCGUGGCUGAUGUGAUUGAGCUGUAG
Messenger RNA from Monosiga brevicollis MX1, 1077 nucleotides. RefSeq lists its product as uncharacterized. Gene Ontology annotation, molecular function: SUMO activating enzyme activity. Gene Ontology annotation, cellular component: SUMO activating enzyme complex; cytoplasm. NCBI's taxonomy places the organism in Eukaryota, Choanoflagellata, Craspedida, Salpingoecidae. The transcript is spliced from 14 exons. The coding region runs from base 1 to 1077 and encodes 358 amino acids. The record is from RefSeq and is a predicted model, not a curated record. Gene Ontology annotation, biological process: protein sumoylation.